AAUUGCAGGUCAUGGAACAGCCAGGAGGCCCCUAUUGAGAAAUGUACUGGACGCAUUUGAUAUUCGUUUUGUUGUAUGGUGUUGUGACACACUGGGACCAGAUAGCAGCAUCAAAACCAGGAUACCUCGAUUUCGAUAACCUUCCAGAAACGAACUUCUCAUGCGACAAGAAGGUCAUAGGUGGUUAUUAUGCAGACGUGGAAACAGGAUGUCAGAUGUUCCAUGUUUGUACUAUUGGCCAAAAAGGUGAAAUCACUGAUAUUAAAUUCCUAUGCCUCAAUGGCACAGUUUUCGACCAGGAGACAAGAGUCUGUGAAAGGAUUGAUGAAGUUGACUGCUCGAAAUCAGAAGACUUCUUCGGCCUGAACUUGGAACUGUAUGGCAAUAACGCCAACCUAGGAAUUCAACCUGAAAAUGAAUUCGAAUGUGAAGAUUGCAGUACAGAUGAAGAUUACGAAGAGAGCGAAGAAGCGACCACAUUCGCCACAUCCACGACAACCACUACAACGACAACUACAACCCCUAAGCCUACGACGACACCUACCACCACCACCACAACCACGCCUAGGCCAACUAAAUAUCAAACCUCCAGCCAGGAUUCGAUAGCAGCCCUCUUAGCACUCCACAAUGCCUUUAAUCAAGGUCUUCAAAAUUCCAAGGUCAAGCCCGCUCCUCCAAGAGUGAUAAACAACGCUUUUUCACCCACGAAAUCGACUCCUAAACCAUACACGGCGUAUACUACUCAACGUACAAGCUCCAAUUUCAAACCUCAUACUUAUAAUUCUGACUCUCAAAGUUUUGGAUCGUUAAAUUUACAACAGCAGGAAAGACCAUAUUUCUUCACCCCUACUACGGAAAGAUCAAACUACCAUCAUUUCCACAGUGGUGAUACAAGCUUCGGCCAUAGCUACGAUUCAACAAGACCUUACAACUUUCAGUAUUUCCAUGCAAGAAAACUUCCCGAAGCCCAAGGAACCAUUUCAGUUGUUACAUCUACAAGCACGUCUACCAGUGUCAAAACUUCCAAAGGAAAUACAACUGUUGAAUACCCAACGGGAUACGAAGAUUAUCAGGACGAUAUUCACGAAGUGCACGAUUCGUUUUUCGCAGAUGUUCCGAAAAUAAGACAGAAAAGGACUUCUGAGAAUGACACACAACUGCAAAAACCUGAAAGACAGUUCGACAAAUAUUAUACAGUAGAAAAUAAAUUAGAUGCGAGAGAAGAAUUUCUUCAAAACUUAUUAGGAUCAAUCGAUAUUGAAGAUAGGGUCAAACAAAAAAUGUCAAAUUUAUUUAAAAAAGAAGAAAGCGAAAUGGAAAAAUUAGAAAAUUAUGGAGGAGUAUUAGCUAAUAUAGGAAACAGACUUGUGGAAAAGGUUAAAGAUGAACGAGAUGUUACUAAAACAGGAAGAAUUCAAGAGGGCGUCAAAAAAUUGAACGAAUGGAAAAAACAAUUCGAUGAUAUGCGGAAAGAUAUAGAUUUAAAUUAUACAUUCGAAGCAAACGUAAAAGAUGUUGAAUCUAAAAUUAGAAAAAAACGCCAAACAUCUGGUACUGGUGAAAUUAGAAGGGUAAGCACUCCUCCUCCACCGACGAGAAGGGCUCAGCAGAGAAGAACCCAACAGUCAACAAGUACCGAACCGCAGAGGUCUAACAGAAGAAAAGUAAUUAGACAGAAGAUCGACACGGAAAAUUUCAAUUUUGGUGGAAGCAGAAGAACCAGCGAAGGCGUCCAUCCAUCGAAGCCAGUUUCUGAAGCCAUAGAUAAUGAUUUUACGACGAUAGAAUACAGAAAAACAUCAAGAAGAGGAAGAGAGCAACCCAGAGCAACGACUAGUUUGAGAAGGGCCUUUAAGUUUAAUUACGAAACAACAACUGCUUUCACUGAAACGGAGAGGAAGCCUCCAGUAAGAACUUUGGUACAACCAAAACCUACAAAGACUUCUUGGAAGGUCCAAGAAGAAGAUUAUCAUCUUGCUAGCUCCAGUCCAUCUCCACCACCAGUGAGAAGAUCCAGAAAACGUCCACCUACUGAUUCAACAACUACCACUCAAUCCACCCUAACUACCUCUGCAUCACUCUCACCUGACCCAAAUUUUGACUGUGAAGGAAAGGUCAAGGGUGGUUUUUAUGCUGACAUGCACAAUGACUGCAGAGGGUUUUUCAUAUGCUCACAAGGAGAAAUCAAUGGACCGCUUCUAAAAUCUCACUUCUGGUGUGGUGCCACCACUAAGUUCAACCAAAGAAGCAGAACUUGCCAAGCAGAAGACUUAGUCGAAUGUUCUGUUUCUACCAGAUAUUUUCAUCUGAAUAAUGAUUUUCUUCCUCCAGUAUCAGAAGACGAGCUGAAAGGAGGCUUUGAGCCAUUGAAAGUCAGCUAAUAGAAACAAGAAGAAUAGAUAAACUAUCAGCUGAAUAAAACUCUAGUUCGAGGAAAGUGACUUUUUUUCUAAAAUUUGUGACUUUUAUAAAGUGAAUCUAUUAAAUAAAAGUGAAUAUUAGUUUAUAAAUGUUGGAUAUUAAAUCUCUUCAAAACGUUUUUUUCUAUGAUGUGUAUAUAAUAUGUAGUUAUAUAAAUUACAUUAUUGUAAUAAUUGUAUUAAUUGCCAUACAUAUUUAGAGUAAUUGCAAAUAUAUCUUGUAAUAUAAUAAUAAAUUACAAUUUGUUUCUAAUUAAUUAAACUUAUGUCCUUUUCUAAAAAAAAAAAAGAAAACAGUCUGAUUUGAAAUAAAAUUAUAAUAAUGUAGUGGGUUAAUAGUAUAUCUAUUAAGUACU
This is a messenger RNA of Nezara viridula (southern green stink bug), 2776 nucleotides long. Lineage: Eukaryota; Metazoa; Arthropoda; Insecta; Hemiptera; Pentatomidae. The record is from the annotation of a GenBank genome assembly.